Bactrocera neohumeralis is the source of this 1024-nucleotide messenger RNA. It is a transcript of the gene Atox1, whose product is annotated as copper transport protein ATOX1. Gene Ontology annotation, cellular component: cytosol. Lineage: Eukaryota; Metazoa; Arthropoda; Insecta; Diptera; Tephritidae. The transcript has 3 exons. Bases 242 to 460 code for a protein of 72 amino acids. Gene Ontology annotation, biological process: copper ion transport. The record is from RefSeq and is a predicted model, not a curated record. Gene Ontology annotation, molecular function: copper chaperone activity; metal ion binding.
GUCGUCUUUCUGGUCUGUGCACUAUAUUUAUUGUGUUCAUUUGCAAUUGAUGAUUAAAUUAAUCCAUUAGAAAAGCUAGCUCACAGUUAGUUAUUUUGAACAAUUUAGUUUUGGAAAAUAAUCAAUUAAUUCAAUAACAUUUUGCCUGCAAAGCAGAAGAAAAAUAUCCAAACUGUUGAAUUUCCCGCAAUUAUAUCUGCAAACGACAUCGUCUUCGUCACAUAGUGCACGGAUUAACAACAUGCCAGUACACGAAUUUAAAGUGGAAAUGACCUGUUCAGGAUGUGCAAACAGUGUCGAACGGGUGUUAAACAAGCUGGGAGCGGAAAAAGUUGAGAAGAUCGCUAUCGAUCUUGAUUCGAAAACGGUGUUGGUGACAUCGAAUUUGACAGCCGAUGAGUUGCUGGAGACGAUUAAGAAGACUGGCAAAGCGACCCAAUACGUUGGGGUAAAGGAAUGAAAUGAACUUUUUUGUAAGUUUCGUAAAAUUGCCAAAUUGAAAAUGGAAGUUUAGAUGCGGAUAUACAACAAAGAAUUGAAUAGGAUUGUGCUAUGGAAUCGAGAGCAAGCUAAACUGUAAACGGCCAAUUACAUUUUGACCUUUUUAAAUCGUUUAAAACGAACAUUGAAAUUAAAUUUCAGGAAGUGUAGAUAAAUAUUUUUAAAUAUAAAAUUAAAAAUAUAAGAAGUAAUAUAUACACUCAAUAUAAAAUGAAAUCCAUUGUUAUGAAUUACGAAGAAUUUAAAAAUCUUGUCUUGUUGUCAAAGCUCGUGUUUAAUUAAUUACUAGCUAUACUAGAGUAAAUACACAAUUCUUAAAUAUAUUUACAGAAACAAAAACAAAAAAAUUAAAAAAAUAGCAAUUUACUGUCGUGUUGAAGACAAAGAAAUCACAAAAGUAUUGAACGAUAUUCGAACACUGAUAUUUACAAAUCCUACUUCCGUAAAAAGGUUUUAUUCAAUAUAAAUUGUAAAUUUUAAACAAAAUAAUGCAAUUAAAAAAAUGAAUCGAAUAUAUAUCUAA